AUGGAGCUGGCAGAAGACAGCCCCUUGCAACGUGACGGGUUUGUGUGCUACAACAAAAGCUCUGGAAUGGCUGGCAGCACCAAGAAGAGACCACCCGUCUGGGUCUGUUUCUCGUCUCUCUAG
Messenger RNA from Peronospora matthiolae, 123 nucleotides. The record is from the annotation of a GenBank genome assembly. Lineage: Eukaryota; Oomycota; Peronosporomycetes; Peronosporales; Peronosporaceae.